AGUUUGAAAUAAUUCUAUGGAAGUUUGUCCCGCCCUCCCCCGUAAAAAAGGGGGGAACGAGGGCGCUUCCAGCCUCCCUGGUCGGAGUCGGUGCAUAAACUUUACGCACAAGUUUCCUUUAGGAGCACACCAGCACUGAAAGGUCAGAGACGCAAGGCUAAAAGACACAAAAUUCUGUCUCACCUGGGAUAAAAUCUAGCCUGAAGAGACACUAACAUCGACAACGGACUUGAAGUAUUACAAUUUUUUUAUAGCUUUGUUUUUAGUGCAAAAUGAACCUUCAGAGGGCAACACUGUUUUUAUGUUGGAUGAUACUGCGUAUGGACACCUGUUCAAGCCAGAAAGACUGCACGGGUGUGGACUGUCCUGUUCCGCAUAACUGCAUCGAAACGGUUUUAGAGACGGGUGCCUGCUGUCCCACCUGCACACAGACGGGCUGCACCUGUGAGGGCUACCAGUACUACGACUGCAUCCAAGCAGGUUUCCAGAAAGGGAAAGUCCCAGAGGGGAAAUCUUACUUUGUGGAUUUCGGAAGCACUGAAUGCUCCUGUCCCCAGGGAGGAGGGAGGAUAAGCUGUCAUUUUAUUCCGUGCCCUGAACUUCCCCCCAACUGCAUUGAUAUUUUACAACCUGCGGAUGGAUGUCCACAAUGUGGGCGAAUUGGCUGUUCCCAUGGUAACAAGAAAUAUGAGGCGGGACACUCCUUUCAGAUGGACCAGUGCCAGGUUUGCCAUUGUCCAAAUGAAGGUGGAAGGUUAAUGUGUUCACCUAUUCUCGGUUGUGACCUUCGUAGUCCUAAUAAACCCAUGUGGGUUACGACUCCUGAAAACAAAAGCCCUUUGAGAGAUGUUAGCAGUCACCACGAAAGCCAACAUAUGAACCCUGUAGAACCAUUUUCCAAGCUGCCGCUAGGAAACACUCUCCCGCUGUAUAAGCCAGACCCACCCAGUUUUGGCACAGAGGAGUAUGACUAUACACAGGCAGGGCCCACGUCUUCCUCUAUCCAAGAUCUGGCCCAACAACUGGAAUCUACUACGGUACCACCAGCUUACCAAGAGUCAAGCUCCACUUCCCUCAGCUCCGAGGAUGACAAGAGACAUGAACCGAAAGAGACACAAAGAAGCUCUGAUUCACAGAGGAGCAGAGAGGCUGAGGUCACACUUAACAUGGAUCCAACCACUGCAAGGACUCAGAACGAAAUGCCAACAUUAACGCUAACAACACAGAAGGUGACUACAGAGAGCCACAGGCCUCAACAGGAACAUGAUGAAAGGACCACUAGACAUAACACUGACAGAAACAGAGUGGUACAGGAUGCCUUGAAAGACACGCCAUACAGCACCCAUUCAAACAAGAGGCACUUUAGCCAUCACAGACAUAGUCACGGCAGAGGCGCGGGGAGUCAUGGUGGCUCCCAUUCUGUCGACCAUAAGGAACAGAGCUCAUAUCCCACAGUACAGUUCGGUCCCACCAGCAGCGCUCCAGUGAGGAUGAGGGAGGGCGGAGAACAGGCUCAAAGACAACCCCAAACCCGCUACAACCAGUCUCAGGGUGCAGAGGGAGAUGCAGAGGUGUCUGCCAAGGAGCUGGUGACGGCCUGCUGUGAAACAGGGAAGAAAUGGGCUUCAGCUAAUGGUCACUGCAAUAAUAUGGAGCCACCCACAAAAGACAGGCAAUCCAUUUGUUGGACUUCCCAACAACAGUGCUGCCUCGGUUCCCUGAGAGAAAGUCGUUGUUUGGCUGGAAUUAAUGCAGCCAGGGCUGGAGAAACGUGUCAAGAAAAAGCCAGAGAUAUGUGUGGGAUUGAUUCCUACAAGGAGUGCUGUGACUGCUGCUCUCUGGGGCUGCAGUUCCGCAGUGAGGGGCAUCGCUGCGAAGCCCACCAGUACCUGAGCUUCCACUGCAGACACAUCUUUCGCGUCUGCUGCGAGGGAGAGGAGAGCAGAGCUGGCAUUCGAGACGAUCGGCGCUCGAUUGUCAAAGAGAGGCCCGCUCUCCCCUCCACUGCUGCACCUAAAAAAGUAUCUGACAGCCCAUAUCCCAAAGAGGCCUUCUCCAUUGGUGAGGAGCGGGAUGGGGAGAAUGCAGUGGAGAGUCCUGUUGAGGUGGAAGACAUGGAUGAGUGCCUGAUAUAUGAGGGCCACAUCUGCCACCAUAGAUGUGUCAACACGCCAGGCUCUUUCCGGUGUGAAUGCUUCCCUGGUUACGUGCUGCAAGAGGACGCUUUCACUUGUGCGCAGGAGACGGUGGACGAGGAGAACAGACUGAAGGAGGAUGACAGGGCGGCAGCGGAGCCCACCUCACUGCUUCCGCCUCCCAGCAGGCCUCCUGUCCCACUCGACCCCUGUGAAGGAAACAACCCAUGUGAGCAACACUGCACCUCAGUGGGCGAAAGGCCACAGUGCUCCUGUUUCCCAGGAUUCUCCCUUAUGGCUGAUGGACGCUCCUGUGAGGACAUAAACGAGUGUCUGUCUGGACGUGCCUGCCAGUUGAACGAGCGCUGCGUGAAUACAGCAGGGAGUUAUGUCUGUCAGAGACUGAUCACCUGUCCCCCGGGAUACCAGAUCAACAAUGACAUUUGUGAAGAUAUCAAUGAGUGUGUGCAACAGAACCAUAACUGUGGAUCCGGCUUUGAGUGUGUGAACACUGAGGGCUCGUUCAGGUGCAACCCUAUAUCUCGAUGUCCCGUGGGCUUUAACCAGGACGCACAGGGCAGCUGUAUAGACAUUGAUGAGUGUGGAGCUUUUACCCCGCCUUGUAGCCUUGGAUUUAACUGCAUCAACACAGUGGGAUCCUACAUGUGCCAGAGGAAGAUAAUAUGUAGCCGUGGCUAUCAUGUCAACCCUGAUGGAUCUAGAUGUAUCGAUGUGGACGAGUGUCAGAGCAGUUUGCAUCAAUGCGGAGAGGGCCAGCUGUGCCGCAAUCUGCCUGGUUCAUAUCGUUGUGAAUGCCAGACAGGCUAUCAGUAUGACUCAUUCAGGAGGAUGUGUGUAGAUGUGAAUGAGUGCUGGCGCUACCCAGGCCGCCUGUGUGCUCAGACCUGUGAGAACACCCCAGGCUCCUACGAAUGCUCAUGCACCUCUGGCUUCCGCUUAUCCAGCGAUGGCAAGAACUGCGAAGAUGUGAAUGAGUGUUUGGCCAGCCCGUGCAGUCAGGAGUGUGCCAACGUCUAUGGCUCCUACCAGUGCUAUUGCAGACAGGGCUACUACCUCAGGGAGGAUGGGCACACCUGUGAAGACAUUGAUGAGUGUUCCCAGAGCAUCGGCCAUCUGUGCACCUAUAAGUGUGUGAACGUUCCUGGCAGUUACAAAUGUACCUGCCCUGAAUAUGGAUAUACCAUGUCUCCAAAUGGACGUUCUUGCCGAGAUAUUGAUGAGUGUGCCACGGGGACCCAUAACUGCUCUCUAGCUGAGACUUGCUACAACAUACAAGGAGGGUACCGCUGCUUAUCUUUCAAAUGUCCACCAAACUACCGCAAAGUGUCUGACACGCGCUGUGAGCGGAUCAGCUGUCCUAAUUACCUGGAGUGUCAGAACUCUCCUCUGAGAAUCACUUACUACUACCUCAGCUUCCAGUCCAACAUUGUCAUCCCUGCUCAGAUCUUCCGCAUCGGACCCUCCCCUGCCUACUCGGGCGACACUGUUAUCGUCAGCAUCACGCAGGGAAAUGAGGAAAACUACUUCAGCACCCGGAAGCUGAAUCCCUACACAGGUGCUGUGUACUUGCAUCGACAGGUGGAACAUCCAAGGGAUUUCUUAAUCACUGUGGAGAUGAAGCUUUGGAGACAGGGGACGUUUACGACUUUCCAGGCCAGGAUCUACGUCUUCAUCACAGGCAACUCACUCUAAUAGUUAGAGAUGUGCUGUGGCCACUACGGACCUUAAUUCAGCUCAUGAAGACUUUUCAUAUCACUAUAACUGUCUGUCAUGAUUUGUUUGAGUAGUUAAUCUUGCUUAUGUAAUGUUGAAGUUAAUAUUUAAACAUUGCUGUAAGAGUUGUGAAAUAGAGAAACUUGCAAAUAUACAUGUCAAUGUCAUGUCAAUAAUUUCUAUGGCCCAAAAAACCCAUUAAAAAGACAUUUCAUGUUUUGUUUUGUUUUUUGUUUAAAACUGCUAAAAUCUGCAUCAAAACAGUAACUUAAGAGAUGCAAGGAUAUUUAUUAUACCACCAGCCUUAAAACAGAAUGAAACAAUUGUGAAACAACCAAAUGUGAGUGAAGUAAAAAUGACAACAGGCAGCCUAUAGCUUCUGCCCUUUUUCAUACUUUUUAGACUUUUAGCCCAGUCUUUUGCUGUCAGUCUAAUUUGAUGACACUGCUGUGAAAGCAGAAGAAAUUAUUUUGGAAUUGGUCCCAUUAUAGUGCCUAACAACUUGUAAUCUUUUCUUUGUCCCUGUGCUGCUGGUUUUGUUUGGUCUUUGAAGUAUUUUAUAUUAUAUAAUUUUACAUUACUCUGUAUGGUGUAUUUUUUUUUCUAUCAGACACGUUUUGGAUGGAUGUAUCAUAUUUUUAUGCAAGAUUCACAAGCUGCAAAGUAUUUUAGUAAAAUAUUAAAAAAAAAACACCAGUGUGGUUUUAUUAAUUGCAUGGAAUAUUUGUGUUUUUGUUUCAUAGUCAUUCCUCAGUAAUUCUCACUUCACAUGCUUAUUUGAUUAUGUACCAACUCUUGCCUAUAGACUGCAUUUUAUGAACAUUAUUCCUCAGUGAAGUUGUGAAAGUAUAUAAUCUGUUCUUGUCAAGGCAUGUCACACAGUAAAUAUCCAUGCCUAUUUACAUACCUGUUCACACCUUAUUAGUGAGCUC
This is a messenger RNA of Scatophagus argus, 4801 nucleotides long. Its product is annotated as fibulin-2-like. The record is from RefSeq and is a predicted model, not a curated record. NCBI's taxonomy places the organism in Eukaryota, Metazoa, Chordata, Actinopteri, Scatophagidae. Bases 273 to 3848 code for a protein of 1191 amino acids. Gene Ontology annotation, molecular function: calcium ion binding. The transcript has 17 exons. Gene Ontology annotation, cellular component: extracellular region.